UUCACUCUGCUACACGAACCCAAAUCUUCAUCUCCCCGCUUGCAUCCCCUAAAACCCUAGCUUCUCCCCUGCAACAAUGAACUGUUCAAUCUCCGGUGAGGUGCCGGAGGAGCCUGUGCUGUCCAAGAAGUCGGGAUUACUCUUCGAGAAGCGCUUAAUUGAGAGAUACAUAUCGGAUUAUGGAAAAUGCCCAGUUACUGGGGAACCACUUACAGUGGAUGAUAUUGUCCCAAUAAAGACGAGCAAAAUUGUAAAACCCAGAUCGUUAACUGCAGCUAGCAUUCCUGGGAUGCUUGGGAUGUUUCAGAAUGAAUGGGAUGCUUUGAUGCUAUCCAAUUUUGCAUUGGAGCAACAGUUACAUACUGCAAGGCAAGAGCUAAGUCAUGCACUUUAUCAGCAUGAUGCUGCUUGUCGUGUGAUUGCUAGGCUUAGGAGGGAAAGGGAUGAAGCUAGGUCAUUACUUGCACAAGCUGAGAGACAGCUACCAUUUCCAGCCUCAACAGCUACUGCCAAUAUUUCUGCUCUUAGCAAUGGGAAUAGAGUUGCAGAGGAUGAGCAUUUGGGCCCAGAUGCAAAGAGAAUGCGUCCUGGGAUUUCUCCAAGUGUCAUUGCUGAGCUAAGUGAAUGCAAUACAGAACUUUCACAGCAACGUAAAAAGCGACAGAUAUCUCCAACAUUGGUUUCUGUGGAAGAUUUGGAGAGAUAUACCCAGCUUCACAGUCACCCCCUUCACAAGACAACCAAAGCUGGGAUCACAUCAAUUGAUAUUAAUCUUUCAAAGGACAUCAUUGCCACAGGAGGGAUUGAUUCAAAUGCUGUGCUUCUUCAUCGUACUUCUGGGCAGAUCUUGUCUACUCUUAGUGGACACUCAAAGAAGGUUACAAGUGUAAAAUUUGUAGCUCAGAACGAUUUAUUUUUAAGUGCCUCAGCAGAUAAGACUGUUCGUGUUUGGCAAGGAUCUGAAAAUGGGAACUAUGAAUGUCACCACAUCUUGAAAGAUCAUACAGCUGGGGUGCAAGCUGUAACCGUCCAUGCUACAAAUAACUACUUUGUGACUGCUUCCCUUGAUAGCACUUGGUGCUUCUAUGAUCUUUCAUCUGGCUCAUGCUUGGCACAGGUUGCACAUCCUUCAGAUUCCCAGGGCUAUUCAUCUGCUGCUUUUCACCCUGAUGGUCUCAUCCUUGGAACUGGGACUUCAGAUGCUGUUGUUAGAAUUUGGGAUGUAAAAAGUCAGAAUAAUGUUGCAAACUUUGAUGGACAUACUGGUGCAGUAACUGCUAUAUCUUUUUCAGAGAAUGGUUACUUCCUUGCGACUGCAGCUCAUGAUGGUGUCAAACUGUGGGAUCUGCGCAAAUUGAAGAACUUCCGAUCAUUUGAGUUGUAUGAUUCAAAUACUCCAACAAACUCCUUGGAUUUCGACCAUAGUGGAUGUUACCUUGCAAUUGCUGGCUCAGAUAUAAGAGUGUAUCAAGUUGGAACUGUUAAAACUGAAUGGAACUGCCUAAAAACCUUACCUGAUUUGUCUGGCACAGGUAAAGUAACAUCUGUCAAAUUUGGUCCAGACGCAAGGUACUUGGCAGUGGGAUCAAUGGAUCACAAUCUCCGUAUAUUUGGCCCAUCUGAGGAUGGCGCUCCAGAAGAGCCAUAAAACCCCUUGUUUUCACACCAAUAUGCAAAGCAGCAGGUUAAACGCUAAAAAAAGCCUACCUGCAAUUGCUGUUCUUGCUGGCUGUUAUGGUUUGUUGGAUACUAAGUCAUGCUGGGAUGCAAGAUUCCGUUUAUUGUUAAUGGUGUUCCUAUACUUCCAAAAAUCAUUAUUCAUGGCAGCCAGCAGGUGUACAACUCUUUGCUGAGGCUUUUUGACAGCAAUUCGAGUAAGAGGUAAUGGACAGUAUUUCCUAAGCGUUGAGGUUCUCUGUGUUGCCAUUUUGAACAAAUUUUUAUAAUUUUUAACAUUAACGAUUAGUUGUUGCCCUAAUGCUUCGUUAUGUAUCGGAUCUGAUAGCCUUCAGAGUAUAUUUGUAUCCUGUAACUUCAUUCUCAAAUGGAAUGUUACGUACUGGUUCUUAUGCUGAUGACUGCAUUUGCAUCUGCUUAUAUAGCAUGUCGGUGUGAAAAUCUGUCUGAAAGGAGGCCAGGUCUCAACAGCAA
Molecule: messenger RNA, 2151 nt
Organism: Rubroshorea leprosula
Lineage: Eukaryota; Viridiplantae; Streptophyta; Magnoliopsida; Malvales; Dipterocarpaceae
Source: the annotation of a GenBank genome assembly